Molecule: messenger RNA, 1722 nt
Organism: Solanum dulcamara
Lineage: Eukaryota; Viridiplantae; Streptophyta; Magnoliopsida; Solanales; Solanaceae
Product: wax ester synthase/diacylglycerol acyltransferase 5-like
Exons: 7
Coding region: 43-1545 (500 amino acids)
Biological process (GO): triglyceride biosynthetic process
Cellular component (GO): plasma membrane
Molecular function (GO): long-chain-alcohol O-fatty-acyltransferase activity; diacylglycerol O-acyltransferase activity
Source: RefSeq, a predicted model, not a curated record
CAAAAGCUAAUUAGUUAUUCAAUUUUUCUAUACAACAAAGCAAUGGGGAGCCUUGGUCUUAGACCAAUUGACACUAUGACCAAAAUAGGCCAGAAAAACAGCACGGUAGUAGUGAUAGAACAAGAACAAGAGCAAGAGCCAGCAAGUCCAGCUACACGAUUGUUCCAUACCAAAACCCUCAAUUGCCACAUUAUUGCCAUCUUAGGUUGCACUACAAAGAUCAAUCGCGAUGUCAUCAAGAAAGGCCUCGAGUCCACUCUUAUCAAUCACCCUCGCUUCUCUAGUGUACCGGUGGUGGAUGAAAAGAAAGGUGUAAGGAAGUGGAUGAAAACGACGAUAAAUGUGGAAGAACAUAUAGUAUGUCCGAAUUUGGACCCGGACAUGGAUUCACCAGACGAAUUCCUGGAGAACUAUACGUCGAAUUUAACGACAAUACCUUUGGACUUGACAAAGCCACUUUGGGAGGUUCACAUUUUGAACUUUAAAACUUCUGAAGCAAAUGCUAUAGGGAUUUUAAAAUUGCAUCAUUCUAUUGGUGAUGGCAUGUCAAUUAUCUCUUUGAUUUUGGCGUGCACUCGAAAAGCUUCGGAUCCAGAAGCAUUGCCUACUAUACCUUCAAGUACUAAAAAGGAAAAAAAUGAUGUUGGAUUUUUUAGACGGUUUUGUUACUAUGUUUGGUUUUUGUGUAUGGUGUUUUGGUAUACGGCUGUGGAUGCUGUUUUGUUUUUGGCUACUGUUUUGUUUCUUAAGGACACGGAGACACCGAUGAAAGGAGGAGCUGGGGUUGAGCACAGUCCUAAGAGACUUGUGCACGUGACUAUCAGUCUUGAUGAUAUGAAAAUAGUAAAGAAUGCCUUGAGCAUGACGAUUAAUGAUGUAGUGAUGGGCAUGGCACAAGCUGGUUUUUCACGCUAUCUCAAUAGAAGAUAUGGUAAGAAGAAUGGAAAAGGAAGCAGCAAGACAAAUAAUCUUCCCAAGAACAUUCGUCUCAGAGGAUCUAUUGUUUUUAACAUCAGACCUUCUACUGGAAUUAAAGCUCUAGCAGAGAUGAUGGAGAAAAAAUCAAAGGCAAAAUGGGGCAAUAAAAUUGGAUAUGUGCUGACCCGGAUACCCAUUAGCUUGCCCGAUAACCCGUUGGAUUAUAUCCGACAAGCAAAAACCAUUAUCGACAGAAAAAAGCUUUCUCUUGAAUCCAGAUUCUCUUUUAGCACUGCUAAGUUAACGCAAGAUAUAUUCGGAUCCAAGGUAGCGGCAAAGGUGACAAGGAGAGUUCUAUCGAGCACCACCGUUUUAAUAUCAAACGUGGUUGGCCCUCAAGAAGAAAUCACAUUUUUUGGGCAUAAAUUAGCUUAUGUUGCUCCUACAACUUUUGGGCUACCUUAUGCUGUGACAAUACAUUUUCAGAGUUAUUGUAAUAAAAUGACAAUAUCAAUGUCUGUAGACCCAGAAGUGAUUCCAGAUCCAUACCAGCUCCUUGAUGACCUACAAGACUCCCUCCAGAUGUUUAAAGAGGUUGUCACUAAACAAGACACCAUAGGGGUAUAAGUGUACUUUCUGGAGUUGUUUGGUAUGCAAGGUGGGAUAGAUAAAAAUAUCUCAUGGGUUAAGAUAUUUUAUGUAUUUAUCUUAUUUUACUUUUUAUAUGGAAUGGUCAUUCACCAUUAAUACAAAUGGUGGAUUCAGAACUAAUUAAAAUCCAUAAUCAAAUAUGGAAUAAUGAAA